Molecule: messenger RNA, 2781 nt
Organism: Hydractinia symbiolongicarpus
Lineage: Eukaryota; Metazoa; Cnidaria; Hydrozoa; Anthoathecata; Hydractiniidae
Product: corticotropin-releasing factor receptor 2-like
Exons: 13
Coding region: 921-2618 (565 amino acids)
Biological process (GO): adenylate cyclase-modulating G protein-coupled receptor signaling pathway; cell surface receptor signaling pathway
Cellular component (GO): plasma membrane
Molecular function (GO): G protein-coupled peptide receptor activity
Source: RefSeq, a predicted model, not a curated record
UUUUUUAUACUGAACUGGUUUAAGUAUUUUAUUUGUACAGUUGUGUUGAAAGUUGUAUGUAAUAAAUAAAAGUUAGCUGUUGCAGGUUAUUUAGAAUAUAUAAGAAUUGAAUUCAAAUGUUAAAUCAGGAUAUUUAAUUAUUUCAGUUUUACCGUAUUCCUUCGUUUUUGAGCUUCAAGUUUUAAGACUUUUCAGGUUGUUGGAAACCCUUGGUUACUAAAUGGCGGAUAUCUUCCAGAAUUUAAGUUAUAAACAUACAGUAACAAAAUGUCCACAUUUGAAUAAAUUUCGGUAUGUGGUACACGUAGUUAUGGAAACUAGGAAUUUUAACGUGUUGCCCCAUUUCAGAUAGUUAACAACAGAUUUGGUUUUAAAAGUAGAAAAAAAUUCACAGUCAGGAAGUCCUUCCAUUUUAUCAAGGAAAAUCACUGAUAAUGUAAUUUGCAAACAAAUAAAAAUUUAUUUUUUUUGGUAAAUAAUUAAUAGAUACUGUGAUUUCUUACUUUUCUCAUUGUAGUACAACAAUUCCUUAUAUAUUCCAAAGUGAUAAGUAUCCAAAAAAAUAUAUAUAUAUCACUUUUCAACGAUGAAAGAUCAUUAUCAAGCCUAAGAACCGUUGUCAAAAUAUUUUGGCUAUUAAUAUUCUCCCACAAAAUCUUAUCUUUGUAUUCUUUGCAAUUUGCCAGAUAAAGUAAGAAGUGAAAAACAAGACAGAAGUAUUAGUAAAUUCGUCUGAUUGGUAAGAAGUUUGUACGCAUAGAAAUUAGAUGCAUGGAUUUUACUUUUACCAUUUCUCAAUGUUGCAAUCAAAGGAAUGGUUAUAAAGGAAUUGAAAGUGAAUUUACUUCGAAGCUAUCUGUUUAGUGAAAAUCGUAUCACGUGGGAUUAAAAUUGGUUAUAAUUUCUCAGAGUACAAAAAUAUGGCAAAUGAAUCAAUUUUAAUUGGUUUGAUUUUCUUAACCCUAAUAGCAAACGCGAACGCAGCUCUCACGUUAGGAGAGCUGAUGAGGUUGAGCGACAGGUUGAAAGCAGAAUGUUUUAAGAAGCAUGCACAAGCACAAAGGAAUAAUGUUGGUUGCGCAACCUCUUUUGAUAGUUUCUUUGGAUGCUGGCCUCCAACACCAAAAAAUUCCACCGCGAAGGGACCGUGCAAUAACCUUCUUUUUGAUGAACGUGAUAUGGUUGAUAGAAAAUGUGAUGUUAAUGGAAAAUGGGAAACAGUAGAUUACGCUCUAAAAUGCAAACCGUUAUCGCGCGAGGAAAGCGAAAGACGAAGAAAAGCAUUUCUUAUAGGACAUAAAGUCUCAACAGCAGAGGAGAUUGAUAGAGUCAAAAAAUUUUAUGACGUACACCGACUGUUAUUAUGGACAAUACGAUCUCUGGAUGCCAUCGUCUGCAUCGUGAGUGUCGCACUUAUCCUCUGGUUAAUUCCGCUAAAAAACAGUCGGUUUCUGCUUCAUCUUUUCCUUAUCAUUGCCAUCAUGUUACAUGACAUUCUCCAGUUGGUUCUAUUGUUUCCAGAGGUAACACCGUUCGCAUGUACGAUUAUAGGAUUCUUCGUGGACUACACACUUCAAGUGACUGUGUUUAUGAUGUUUUGCCAAGGGUUGUAUCAAUUUCGGCAGUUCUAUUUUGUUUUUAUCACAAAAAAAAGAUUACCGGCGUAUAUAGCAUUCGCUUACAUAACUCCACUGAUUAUUGUUUUUGGUAUUUACGUACCAUUGAUACUCAACGAUCCACCAAUCAAAGAUUAUAUAAUAUGCUAUCAAUUCAUGGAUCCCAGAAAGUUUUUUUUGGUUAUUUAUGGACCAAUCAUAUUCCUUCUUAUCGUUAAUAUUGGUAUUCUCGCAUUUCUCAUGAAGCUAAUUAUUUCAAAACUUAAAACAGACAGAACGUCAGAGCUGUUGAAAAUGAAAAAAGCAGCACGAGGACUCAUCAUAUUACUUAUGUUAUUGGGAUUAUUUUAUGGGCUGAGCAUUUAUGGCACAGGUUUAUAUGAUUGGUGGCACUUGACACGCAUAGUUUUGGUGACUACUCAGGGUCUCCUGAUUUGUGGAAGUCAGGUGUUUAUCAGCAAACAGGUGCAAAAAGCCUUGAAGCGAAGAGUGAAUAGAUUCCUGGUGAAUAGGAAGAUCUGCAAAAGCAAAGCUCCUUGUCAUAAAGGAGGACAAAGCGGUUCAUUUAAUGGCUACGACAAUGCAAAACGAACAUCCACAGCCUCUACACUAACAUUGGUCAGUCUUUGCAAAGGUGGUUGGAGAAAGAAGAAGAAAACAGAAGAAAAAAAGCGCAGAAGCGAGGAUUUUAAUUACAUCCCAAAUCCAGUGACCUCUACAAGCAUUGCUAAGAGUGAGAUAAUGGCUGAUGUAACAUCAGCUGUGGAGGUCGAGGCGCAAAUCAUCAGCAGCCACCAAGCUGUGUACUUGCAUGUGGUAGAAAGUGGCGUAAAUGAAGAUGACAGGAAACAUACAGAUGUUCAAGCCGAAAAAUGUCAUGUUAACGAAGGGUUCGAGUUGGAAGAAAAAAACAUCAAUGAAGGCGAUUAUCAAAACACUAAAGUGUCGGAUGAAGAAAAUGUUGCAAAAAGUGAAAAUGGUGGACCACCCGACGGAGUUUGAAUGACGAUCUAUACGAAACAAAACAGACAUAGUUGGUCCAUAAGAAAAAUAAUAUGGUACAAUUUGAACGUUAAAAGCUGGUAUAUAUCUGUAAAUUAUUGCGAAGAAUGAAUAUUUAUACUCAAAUUGAAAACAUUUGUUGCGAAAUGCAACUUUGAAUAAA